AUGGACCGCGUCCUCGAACGCACGCCGGAGGGCACCUCGCCACGGACCUUUGCCCUCAACCACCAGAGACCUAAGAGGACCUAUGCUGGAUGCUCGCGCAUAGCCGACUAUGAGCUCUUGGGGAAGCUGGGUGAGGGAACCUUUGGCGAGGUGCAUCGGGCCCGUUCGCGGAAGUCCGGAUCGAUCGUGGCGCUGAAGAAGAUCAUCAUGCAUCACGAGAAAGAUGGGUUCCCAAUUACGGCGUUGCGAGAAAUCAAGCUACUCAAGCUCUUGUCACACGAGAAUGUCCUUCGCCUCGAGGAUAUGGCCGUGGAGCAUCCAACGAAAGCCACCGAUAAGCGCAAGAAGCCCAUCAUGUACAUGGUGAUGCCGUACAUGGAUCACGACCUUUCAGGUCUGUUGGAGAAUCCAUCCGUACAUUUCAAAGAGGGGCAGAUAAAGUGCUACCUCCUGCAGCUGCUGCGAGGCCUGAGCUACCUUCACGACAAGAACAUUCUCCAUCGCGAUAUGAAGGCGGCCAACAUUCUCAUCAACAACCAGGGCCUGCUGCAAAUAGCUGAUUUCGGACUGGCUCGACACUACGAAGGACCUCCACCUGUCCGUGGCCUAAACCGAGGCGAAGGGCGGCGCGAUUACACUAGUCUUGUGGUCACGCGCUGGUACAGACCUCCCGAAUUACUACUCCAGUUGAAGCAGUACACCACCGCAGUAGACGUCUGGGGAGUCGGGUGCAUCUUCGCCGAGAUGAUCGUGGGAAAGCCGAUCCUGGCGGGUGAAAGCGACACACAUCAGCUCGAGCUCAUCUGGGAUCUUAUGGGGUCACCCACCGAUGAGAACAUGCCUGGUUGGAAGUCGCUCCCCGGCGGCCAAAGCCUGACACCUCGUCCUCGAACUGGGAACCUCCAGAACAGGUUCAGAGAUGCUGGAACAGGAGCUAUCAGCUUGCUGAAGGAGCUAUUGCGAUUGGACUGGAAAACCAGGAUCAACGCGGUCGAUGCCAUGGAGCAUCCGUUCUUCCAGAUGCAGCCACUGCCCAUGAAGCCUCACGAAAUCCCCACAUACGAGGAGAGUCACGAGCUGGACCGUAGAAAGUUCCACGACCGCAAAGCCAAUCUGCCGCCGGCGCCUAAGGGCGGUACUGUUGGUAUCGGGCCCGACGCCAAUGGCGCGACGGCGGGUUUCAACAGCGACGGCUACGUUAGAAAUGGUGGUGCACCGAACAAUGGGCGGUUCCGUGAUGAUCGGCGGCCACCGUGGCCACGAGACCGCGGGCCACCGCCAAGCAGGCCACCACCAGGGCUGAAGACGAUGGGCGACGUCGAGAUGAUCGACCGAGGGAUGACAGGCGGCCUCGACCUCCUAGGGACGAGUAUCGACGGACGCGCAGCCGCAGUCGAUCUCCGGGCCUGGAUCGACGCGAUCGAGAACGGGAACGCGCUGAGGUUUACCGCAGGUAGCAACAGCUAG
Molecule: messenger RNA, 1467 nt
Organism: Emericellopsis cladophorae
Lineage: Eukaryota; Fungi; Ascomycota; Sordariomycetes; Hypocreales; Bionectriaceae
Exons: 7
Coding region: 1-1467 (488 amino acids)
Biological process (GO): protein phosphorylation
Cellular component (GO): nucleus
Molecular function (GO): cyclin-dependent protein serine/threonine kinase activity; ATP binding
Source: RefSeq, a predicted model, not a curated record